Bicyclus anynana (squinting bush brown) is the source of this 5656-nucleotide messenger RNA. RefSeq lists its product as uncharacterized. Bases 152 to 1012 code for a protein of 286 amino acids. NCBI's taxonomy places the organism in Eukaryota, Metazoa, Arthropoda, Insecta, Lepidoptera, Nymphalidae. The record is from RefSeq and is a predicted model, not a curated record. The transcript is spliced from 7 exons.
CAGUCGACCGCGAGCCUCCGUCGCGAGCGGGUGUCCAAAGCUUUCGUUACUAACGAACCCUGUGUCUCGUAAUACGGCCUGCGACGAACUUUACGUUACGUCAUUUGGUUACAGUGAUGGUAUAGUGUUGUGUUUCGAUGAUUUUGUUACAAUGGUGUGCAAGGAGAAACGUUUUCGGCAAAUGUGCGCGGUGUUUUUUUGGUUGUUCACCUGUUUUAACGGACUAUACGCUGUGAAGAUAGUGAAAGUGGAUGUGCCGGAGACGAUACAAUACGGAGUGCAGGACGCGGUGGUGUUAGACUGUGAUUACACGUAUGGGAACGAUACCUCAGGGUUAAUGGUGAAGUGGUUCUUUAAGACCAAAACGCGGCUGGUGUACCAGUGGAUAGCGACGAAGAAGCCGCAGGACAUGGGGAUAUUGAGGGGUCGCGUAGACCUGACGUACAGAGCGAGCAAUGAUUCGUUAAAAAUGCAUAGGGCACUGCGUAUAGUGAAACCGAAUACGGACAUUUCGGGCGACUACACUUGUGUUGUGUCCACGUUUAUGGAAGAGGAUUCUAGGACGAAACAAAUGAUUGUUUUCGUGCCGGAGACCAACUUCCGUCUGAUCCAGAACAAGACGGACGAUGACACCGUCAACGUCAUCUGCGCGGCAGACGGCGCCUUCCCCGCGCCCAACCUCACGCUCGCCACGCCUAACAGGAGGCUCGACGGCGUGUCGCACAAGCUGAAGUUCGUGAACGGCAGGUAUUCCGCCGUGGCGUCCGUCACGCUGCUCGACGCGGACUUGCCGUCGCCGGCGGAAUUCAUUUGCACUUUGUGGAUACCGCUGGCAAAGUACACGGUGCGCAAAGAGGCUAUUUACUAUCCAGGGCCCAUGAGCACCACGCCAGAAAUGCCGACUGCAGCGGACAUGCAGCUAGCAGCGGCUGUAGGAUCUAAAGGAUCAAGAUUUUACACUGCACUGACUACGAUAUUGCUGCCUGCUUUAGCUCAAUUAUUGGUAUCAUAAUCAUCGAUGGAAAUAUUAUUAUUAAGAUUUUCAACCCGCAAGAAUCAAUUUGUAAUUAUGUGCGUCGUGACCUAGACCUCUAGUCAUUACUGUCCAAAAAUUACACCAAAGACGCGCGCACUCGGAGUGUUCAACAUAAUAUUUUCCCUCACUUGAAGUUUAGCUUAUAUGUGUAAUACCCGCUAAGAUCCGUUAAUAAUAAUAAAUAUAAAUUGGUGUUGAUUGGGUUGUAAAUAAAUCUCUUAAUUGGUUUAACCACAGAAAACAGAUGAAGUGAUUAUGCUAGAGGGCUCAUAUUAUUAUAAUUAUUAACGUCAACAUAUUAUAUAUAUAUUGUUAUGAAUUACUUUGCAAAUGUGAUUUUUUUCAAUAAACCAUCAAACCUCAGAUGACUUCAAAAAUAACAGUUAUCAGUGACCAUAACAGAUGAGUUUUUUUUUGCAACCUGUUUGAAAGUAUUUAUUUAUAAAUUAAAAAUAUAUCCGCCCCUAUGUCGUGAGUAUAUUAUAGUGGGCGGAUAAUUGUGCCUCUGCGUAUAUUUUAAUUUAGUAAAGAAUUGCCUUCGUAGCAAUAUUGCCGCGCAGUUACCAUUCCUGUUAGAAUUGGGGAUAAAUUAUAGCCUGUGUUAUUGGCUGAUAAUCACGCUUUUCAUUGGUGAGAAAUUAAAAUUUUUUAGUUUAGUUUAGUUUAGGUUUAAUAGAUUUCAUGUACGUAUUUAUAUUAUAAAUUCGGUUUGGAUAAAAACAUAAAGAAACGAAGUUAAGUGCAGACCUUUUUAUGGAUAAUAUUUUGAAGCUUUGGUAUUUACAAACAUUAAUUAAGAGAUUUACUUACGACACUAAUAGCACUUUAGGUAAAAAAUAAAACAAAUUGUACAGCUCUAUGACGUGAAUUUUCAUUAAAUAUUUUUCUUAACAAAGAAUAACGAUUGUAAAUAGCGAUUUCUAUUUAAUUAAAAUUGUAUAAAUGAUGUAGAUAGUUCAUUGUCGGGCCUAAGGUUGGACGUUUUUUCAUUAGACAUUUUUAUUGAGUAAUAACUUUAUUGUAUCUAAAAGAUAUAGUAUAGUUUUUAUGUUGACAAGUUGAGGUAUAAUUUUGUCUAAUUAAUAGCUUAUUUCAAUUUCUUACUGUAAUUAUAGUACGGUGGUUUACCUGGAAGCAAAUAAUAACAAACCAUAAAUGUGUUGGAUAGAGACUUGUUAAUUAUCUCUCAUUUAUUUAUUUCUCCUUUUUUUUAAAUCUCUAACAAUGUAAAAACUUAUAAAAAAAAAAUAUUACUUUUCACUCGUGUUCACUUCUACAGACGCUUGUAAUGUCUAUGGUUCAAUUAUUGACUCAGGAUUAAUAAGAGUUAUGAAAAUUGGGUAGGGUCUAGGACUCUAGGUUUCGUGACUUUAGCAGUGGCUAGUGACUAUCUUACUGACAAAGUUAUAUUCCCAAAUGGUUUAAUGGUUUAGUGUUUCGGUAUAGUGAAUAUACUUUAAGUGGUAUGGAAAAAUAAACCAUACCCCCUUUAGUUUAGAAAAGGGUACGUAAAGGUGGGAUUUGUUUUGUAGAAACUUUAUCUGUGAUUCAAUAGUAUCCUGAGUGAACAGAAUCAUUGCAUUUUUCUGGAAUUAAAAAAUGAAAAUAGUCCUGAAACGAAUCAACAGAAGGGAGUGUUUUAAUCUUCAGAAUGGGAAAUGAGGUGUUCAGCAAUCAAUACGUCUGUCACAAGUGGGUCAUACCCACCCGACACUGUCGAUCGCUUCAUUACCAAUGGGCAUGAGAUUUGUAUGCUCGGAAUAGCAGAGCCGUUUUCGUAUCGAGUAUCUAACGUCAAUGUAAAAUCGAUCUACUGUACCUCGUUUUAAAGACUAUAUUCAGUAUUAACAAUUUUUAUUUUACAGUAGACAAGUACAGUAUUUUAACACUUCAUUACCCGUACCACGAAAACGGGAUUUGCACGUACAUAAACAAACCUUCGAGUGUUCAAACACUGUAUUGUCCAAUUAAAAUUGACCUUACGUAAUUUGUUAUAAGGUUGUAAAUUCUGCAUUAUUUUUUAUAUAUUUUACUCAUUCACCUGGAAGCGCUUUUUGUAGGUACUUACAAAUAACUUGGGCUUUAAGUCAAGGCUUAAGUCUAUUUUAUUCUGAAAUCACUGUGUAUUGAAAACUGGUUGGUAAUAGUGUUUAUCUAAUUGAAAGGUUUGUGAGUGGAAGUCCAAAAGAUCAAAAAUUAUAUACAAUUUUACUCUUCAUAAAAUUUCUUUAUAUAUUUCUUAUUCUUUAUUAAUGGAAAUACAUAUAUAAAUGGAAAUAAAAGUAUAUACUUUUUAAUAUUAUUCAAUAUAUUGGUAACCAUAAUGUGUAUAACACAUUUUAAUAUUAUGUCUAAUUAAAAAACGUUCAUGAUUAUUAUGAAAUUGUUGUUAGAUAGUUUCGUUAGUUGUAACUUAAAAUUCACCAAAGUUAUACCAAAUUUUGAAAGCUAUUAAAAUUGUGAAUUCUCUAUGAAUUAUGUCUGACAUUUAAUGUAUUUUUGUUUAAGGAAGUUAUCUAUGUGUAAUAUUAAUAUAUGAAAAAAUGCCUGUGCUGAUUAAAAAAUAUAAGUCGUAAAAUAUCACAUGUACGGGACUGCAACGCAUCGUUUUAUAAAAAUAAAGAAUAUUUUUUGUGUUAGUAACCACGUUUUUUAAAAAAAAUAUUGGCAAUAGAUGGUUACUAUAAAGAAUCUCAUGUUUUUUGUUCCAUUGAAUUAAUUUAAUAAAUUAAUAUUUGGUUAUUAGUUCAUUCACCACUUUGUUGAACCUGUACCUGUUGUAAUAAAUAAUAAAUUAUUAACGAAAUGACUUUAUUUUAAUCAUUACAAUGAGUUAGUAUAUAAAAUCUAUUAAUUGAUUUACGAAAUAAUUGCUAAUUAUACAAAAUAUUUUGCAAUUAGGUUUAUUAGGCAUUAGAUAUUGUUUCCUCUGUCCGUGGGUAAAACAAAUUUCAAUAUAUCAACGCCUGGGGAUCCAACUCUAGACCUUUCUGGUUUGAAUCUGGAUCCUUAGCCGUGGAGUUAUUGAGGCUUAUGUUACUUAUAAUAAAAACAAAUUAAAUAAUUCAAUUAUUACUUAAUUUCACUGCAUAGUAAAUUAAAAUGUAUCACAUUUCAUCGAUGCCGCUUGCCGCAGUUUGCGCUUAGCUAUGAAAUUGUAACGAUUUUAAUUGUAUAAUAUAAACGAUACCACCGCUGUAAAUAAUGUAAGGGUACCGUACAAAGGGUGAUUUCAUUUAAUAUUAUUUGAAAUAAUUCAAUUGAAUACUUUACGUCGUGGUAAUAAUGGUUUUCAAAUUAAUUUUUCAUGUAUGAAAUAAAUACUCCAGCUUACCACAAGAUGUACUGGGUAUAUUUUUAAUACAUUUAAAAGUACUUUACCUUGUAUGAGAUGACAAAAAGUUCGUCUUGUGAAUUCAUUGCUCACAGCCAACUGUAUGUUUAUAUUCACAUCGUAUAUUUUCAAAAUUUUAAGAACAAUUCAGUUGUGUGCAUUUUAAGAAAUUAAAUGUUAUUUUCUCAGAGGGUGAAGGAAAAAUAUCGUGUUUACGUGUGUGAAGUCUGCCAAUCCGCAUUUGGCAUGGUGGACUAUUUGCCUAACCCCUCUCAUUUUGAGAGCAGACUAGUGCUCAAUAGUGAGCGAAUAUGGGUUGUUGAUGAUGAUGAUGAUGUUGCAGUACAACAAUUGAUCUAUAAUAUACAAAUUUUAAUUUGUAUAUUUCUCAUAAAGUAUUUUGUUGAGGUUUGCACUAUUUGAUAGAUUGAGAGUUGAGAUAAAACGUCGUGCGAAACAGUCCUAUUUGGAGGCAAUAUCAUUAAGAAAAUGUUUAAUAUUACUUUUUUUAACCGAGUUCCAAAAAGGAGGAUGUUCUACGUUCGGCGAUAUGUAUGUUUUUUUUUUAAUUUUUAAAAUCAAUAAAACAAUAACUUGUUACACUUAACUUCAUUUGUAACUAUAUAUGUAAAGGUUAUACUUUAUACUUAUCAAAUAUGUUAUUUACAAUAUAUAUUGAUAAACGUCCUAUAUGUACGGCACCCUACAAAUUAUAAUAUUGUACGAUAUACGUAUUUAUGUACAAACUAUAUAAUUAUAAUCACUUCUGUUACUUUAUAUUAAGGAAGGAUAAGUAACCUUCUUGGACAGGGUAUCGUUUUUAUUUAUUAAAUUUAUUUAUUUUUAACGUGAAUACGAUUUUAUAAUUAUGAAUUUAUGGACAAUAUUAUCAUUAUAUCUAUGUGAAACUGAAUAUAGAUUUAGCCCUUAUUCAUUAUUCAUUACAUUUUAUUUGAAAGCAUUUAGAAAAAACCAAAAAAAUACAUUUUAUUUGUAGUGAACCAAAGAUUUAAAUACGUUUACACCUUUGAUGUUAGCCUAUUUAAAGUAAUACGUAAAUUAAUUAACAUUUAAUUAAAAUAAACAAUUUGAGAUACUUUUUUAUUUCACGAGUAAGGGCCCUUUGUAAAUAUUUGUACGGAAUUCUAUUAGUGUAAGGAUGUAUUGUUUUAUUUUUUAAUUUAAGUGAAAAUAAACACAUUCGCUGUGCAUAUUGCUGUUUAUGGAUAAGAUCCAGAGGAGACAUUUGUGAGGUUUCUUAAAAUAAAUGAAACAGUCGUUGUGAA